Molecule: messenger RNA, 2610 nt
Organism: Tilletiopsis washingtonensis
Lineage: Eukaryota; Fungi; Basidiomycota; Exobasidiomycetes; Entylomatales
Product: putative phenylalanine ammonia-lyase
Exons: 12
Coding region: 294-2555 (753 amino acids)
Biological process (GO): L-phenylalanine catabolic process
Cellular component (GO): cytoplasm
Molecular function (GO): ammonia-lyase activity
Source: RefSeq, a predicted model, not a curated record
CCACAAGCGCAUGCUGUGCUGCGCAUCGCUUGCCGGUGUGGGGCGCUCGCUCAGGCAUAAGAAGCGCUGCCCGCCGCUGCUCGCUCCCUCUCGUUCCCCAAGCAUCCCGCAGCUCGCUCAUCGACUCUGCCAAGCUCCUCUCACCUCGCCGCAGCAUCUGGCGCAGCCCGCAUCGGCCCCUGACGUCCUUAUCCGUCGCGCCACAGCACCCCUCACGCAGGCCAUCAGUCUCAGCGCCUCUUCCGCGCUCUUCUUCUGAUCGAAUCGCCAAAGCUUGUUCAGCAUCUAGCAGAAUGGUGCCGGCUCUCACCGCCUCGGCGGCGCCCAGCGCGGCCUUCGCUGCUCCGCUCCCGACCACCACCAAGUCGCCGCUGCUGCUCAGCACCCUCGGCAGCAUGGACCCCGCCCCGACGCGCGUCGACCUGCGCAACUUCACCCUCGCCACCUGGCAUGCCGUGCAGGCCAAGCGUGCCCUGCAGCAGGACGGCGCCGCCAACAGCAAGGCCGGCAGCGCCGCGCCGCUCGUCGACGGCGCCACGCUGAGCGUCGGUGAUGUCGUGGCCGUGUCGCGCUACGCCGCCACGCCCGAGCUCGACAACUCGCCCGAGGUGCGCCGCCGCGUGCAGGCGAGCAUCGACGUGCUGGACCGCAUGCUCAAGUCUGGCGAGUCCGUCUAUGGCGUCGCCACUGGCUUCGGCGGCAGUGCCGACACACGCACGACGCAGUUCGCCGCGCUGCAGAUCUCGCUCGUGUCGGGCCUGCAGAUCGGCAUCCUGCCCGUGCCCGGCCACGUCGACGCCAGCGGCGCGCUGCCGCUCUCCGACGAGCCGCUCUCGCAGCCCGAGGCGUGGGUGCGCGGCGCGAUGGUGGUGCGCCUCAACAGCCUCGUGCGCGGCCACUCGGGCGUGCGCUUCGUCGUGCUCGAGACCAUGCACAAGAUGCUCAAGUACAACAUCACGCCCGUCGUGCCGCUGCGCUCCAGCAUCUCGGCCUCGGGCGACCUCUCGCCGCUGUCCUACAUCGCCGGCGCCAUGGCGGGCAUGCCGGGCGUGUACGUGUGGGUCGACGGCCCGGACGGCCGCCGCAUGAAGAUGUCGUCGCCCGAGGCGCUGGCCAAGUUUCACAUCGAGCCGCUCUCGUACGAGCCCAAGGAGGGCCUCGGCCUCGUCAACGGCACGGCGUACAGCGCUGCUGUCGGCGCACUCGUCAUGCACGAGUCGAACAUGCUGGCGCUCCUUACCCAGCUGACCACGGCGCUGGCUGUCGAGGCAGAUCUGGCGAGCGACGGCAGCUUCGCCGCCUUCAUCCACAACGAGGCACGCCCGCACCCGGGCCAGAUCGAGGCCGGCGCCACGGUGCUGGCGAUGCUGCGCGGCAGCAAGCUGGCGACGCACGUGGAGAACGAGGUGCACGCCGACGACGACGGCGUGCUGCGGCAGGACCGCUACCCGCUGCGCUGCAGUCCGCAGUGGAUGGGCCCGCUGCUCGAGGACCUGCUGGCCGCCAGCCGCUCGAUUACGAUUGAGCUCAACUCGACGACGGACAACCCGCUCUGCGACGCACGCACGGGACACAUUGCGCACCAGGGCAACUUCAUGGCCAGCGCAGUCACCUCGGCGAUGGAGAAGACGCGCCUCGCUCUCGCGCUGCUCGGCAAGAUGACCUUCCAGCAGAUGACCGAGCUCAUCAACCCGGCGAUGAACCGCGGCCUGCCGGCGAACCUCGCGGCGACGGACGUGUCGCUCGACUACUUCGGCAAGAGCUGCGACAUCGCCAUGGCUGCCGUCACGUCGGAGCUGCAGUACCUCGCCUCGCCAGUCUCGACGCACGUGCAGGCUGCCGAGAUGGGCAACCAGGCAAUCAACUCGAUGGCCCUCGUCAGCGCGCGCUACACGGUCAAGGCGAUCGAGACGUUCAGCCAGCUGCUCUCCUGGACACUCUACCUGCUCUGCCAGGCCGUCGACCUGCGCGCCAUGCAGCGCCAGACGGGCGAGCUGGUGCGCGUGCAGCUCAAGGACAGCCUCGCCAGCUUCUUCGGCAAGUGGCUCGACGAGGCCGAGCAGGCGCUGCUCGCCAAGCGCGUCUUUGCGCGCAUCAGCCGCCGCUUCGACGAGACGGGCGCACUGGUGCUGCAGAGCCGCAUGCACGAGUCGUACCUGCAGGGCGCCGACGAGCUGUCGACUUACUUUGCGGAGCUUCCGUCGAGCGCCGGCAACGGCGAGGUGCUGCGCACCAUCAUGGCCUGGCGCAAGCACAGCGUGGCCGAGAUGUGCGAGCGGCACCACGCGCUCACGGCCGAGUUCCUCGCCGACGCCAACGGCACGCCCGCCACGCCGUACCUGGCGCCGACGACGGGCGUCAUGUACACGUAUGUGCGCCAGACGCUCGGCGUGCCGCUGGCGGGGCGCGAGCACUUUGCCGGCUUCAAGGGCGCCGCGGGCCAGCUGGGCGAGAACAACGGCGCACAGGUGUCGAAGAUCUACCGCGCCAUCCGCAGCGGCGAGCUCUACACGGUGCUCGUCGACAUUGCCAGCACGCUGCCGCAGCACGCCUAGACGGCAGCCCGCGCCUCGCUUUGCUUUCCCCCCUGUCACACCCGUUCACGACCAC